Molecule: messenger RNA, 1143 nt
Organism: Closterium sp. NIES-65
Lineage: Eukaryota; Viridiplantae; Streptophyta; Zygnematophyceae; Desmidiales; Closteriaceae
Source: the annotation of a GenBank genome assembly
AUGGCUACCCCCAGUGUCCUUACCUUUGAUGCUGAGGGUCGUGCUGUUGACUUUGAUGACCUCCAGCUGUUCCUACAGUGCGAUAGGGCAGACGGACUCUCCCUAUUCGAUCUCAUCUCCGGUGCCUCUCCUGCCCCGCCUGCUACUGCUGACAGCACUGUUCGCUCACAGUGGGCCACACGCGAUGCUGCUGCCCGUCUUGCUGUGCGUCGCCACUUACCGACCACUGAGCGUGCGCACUUUAGCAAGUACAAGAGUGCUAAGACCUUGUACGACGCUGUAGUUGCACGCUACUCUUCCCCUGCCACUACUGCGCUGAGCCGCCUCAUGCUACCGUACCUCUUCCCUGACCUUGCUGCCUUUCCCACUGUCGCAGACCUCAUUACGCACCUCCGCACUAGUGACACUCGCUACCGCGCUGCGCUUCCUGCUGAGUUCUGUGCCAAGAACCCCCCCCCCCCCAUGUACAUCACCCUCUACUACAUAGUCACCCGGCUCCCUGACUCCCUUCGCUUAGUCAGGGACCACUUUCUCUCAGUUUUCCCCACCACACUCACCGUUGACCUCCUCGAGGAGCGCCUCCUAGCAGCAGAGAAGAGCAUAGUUGCUGUAGGAGCCUCUCAUGGUGACCCUCGCACCCCCGUCUUUGAGGGUCGGUCGGCGCUGCGUCUACCCCUAGCGGGAGACGCCGCACCGGCAAGGGCAAGGGGGGCAAGGGCGCUGGAGGGGCUGGCGGGGACGAUGGAGGUGGUGGUGGAGGCAGUGGAGGGGGUGGGGGUGGUGGUGGGAGUGGUGGCGGGGGUGGAGGUGUCGGUGGCAGCAGUGGAGGCGGAGGAGGGGGCGGCGGUGGCGGAGGGAGCGGAGGCGGCGGAGGUGGCGGAGGCGGCGGAGGUGGCGGAGGCGGUGGCGGCAGCGGUGGAGCUGGUUGCGGCUCUGCGCAGAGGAGUGGGUCCGGUGGUGGUCCGCGCCAGCUGUAGCAGCGCAGUCGUGAGACCCUGUCCCCUCAGCAGCUUCGUGAGUGGUACGCUGCGCGUCAGCGCGGUGGGAGUACUAGUCCCUAUACCUACGUCCUCCGUACCGGCGACCGCGCUGGUGAGUAGUGCGGGGGCCCGCACUCCACCCAGCGCUGCUUCGGCCGCCUGA